Daldinia decipiens is the source of this 1489-nucleotide messenger RNA. Its product is annotated as cytochrome c oxidase subunit IV. The record is from RefSeq and is a predicted model, not a curated record. Lineage: Eukaryota; Fungi; Ascomycota; Sordariomycetes; Xylariales; Hypoxylaceae. Gene Ontology annotation, biological process: mitochondrial electron transport, cytochrome c to oxygen. Bases 580 to 1092 code for a protein of 170 amino acids. The transcript is spliced from 3 exons.
AUUAAGAGAUAAUUUCAAUGCAUAGAGAGCCAAGAUAAAUAAAGAUUUAAUAGUUGACUAUUGCCGUUCAAUAAUACAUCAUACAUAAAUCUUUCACACAUAUACUAUGUAUGUACCUAUGUAGGUACAUACAUUAGGUAACAGUGCGUACAUAUAGAGGUCCAUAUCAGUUCCCCGGAUCCUUGUGUGACGUCGUACCUUAUCUUUCAUACUUGUUUACCUUGGUCCGAAUUUUAGCCGUAAGGACCCUAGCAGCCUUUUGGGCUAGAGCUUGGAAUUUACAAGUGUAAAAGCUUGCCUAAGGCUGCUGAGGCACAAAAACAGCUCCUCCAUUGGCUCCACAACAUCAUACGACUACUAAAUCUUAAUCGAAAAAAAGACUCUCAAUUGAAUUUGGCCCCAAAAACGAAAGCUCCAACAGCAUCCGUCGUUCAGAACCCUCCCGCGAUCCCACUUCAUCGUCCAGCAGGCCUCGCAACCGCCUCAAUCGACCCACAUCUCCGCUCUCCCGACCGACCCAAACGGCAUUGUUGAAAUUUUUGUCUGAAAUCUUUUUUCUUCUUCAAGACAUAAGUCACAAUGAUGCGCACAACCACAACCUCACUCCUGCGCGGCGCCCUCCGGGCCAGCAGAACGACGACUAUGGUCCCCCGCGCUGCCGCUUCCACGCACGCUAUCUCGAACCCGACCCUAGCCAACAUCGAGAAGCGAUGGGAAGGCUUGCCUCAGACUGAGCAGGCCGAGCUGUGGAUGGCCCUGCGAGACCGCAUGAAGGAGAACUGGGCCGAACUCACCCUUCAAGAGAAGAAGGCCGCCUACUGGAUCGCCUUCGGCGCUCACGGUCCUCGCGCUGCACCCCCCGCCGAUGAGGGUCGCAAGAUCGCUCUAUACACCGCACUCGGCCUAUUUACUAGUUUCGUUCUUUUCGCCACAAUGCGCGCGUUCGGCGGUUCCGGUCCCAGCACUAUGACCAAGGAAUGGCAGGAGGCUUCCAACGAGUACCUCAAGAACCAACGUGCCGAGCCUCUUACCGGUCUCUCGUCCGAAAACUACAGCGGCGCGGGUAUGGUUCAGUCGCCGCCCAAGCAGUAGACGUACUAGACCUAGCCUCUUUAAUACCUACCUACCUACCUACGUAACCAAACCUACUCUGGUCUCCAAAAAUCUUUCCAUUUGUCCCAUAUAAUCGCAGUGCAAGGCAUUAACUUCCAUGUACAAAAUAAAAAAGCAACUGGAGUGGGAUGGAGUAGUAGGCGGCGGGGGCGCAUUGGCUAUCCGAAGCAAAAGCAGUUUGGCAAUCGCAAGCUCGAGCAACAACAACAACAGCAGCACAUCAGAGACACCGAUUUUAGUUCCAGCUGGGAUCCGGUCCUCGUGCCUAGGUGAAGCAGGUUAGUCGACUAGACCACGCCUGGCGUUGUAAAUAUGUACAAGAAGAAACAAACCUUCUAUGCCGUUCUAUAAAUCCUCUGUCGCAUCAAGUGCUACU